CCAGUUGAGAAGGCUCUAUCCGAUGCCAAAAUGGACAAGAGAUCAAUCGAUGACAUAGUACUAGUCGGUGGAUCAACACGCAUUCCAAAGGUCCAAUCAUUGCUUCAGAACUUCUUCUGUGGAAAGUCUCUGAACUUGUCAAUCAACCCAGACGAAGCCGUGGCCUAUGGUGCUGCUAUUCAAGCUGCCAUUCUCAGUGGCGACAAGGACGAGAAGAUUCAGGAUGUGCUGCUGGUAGAUGUGGCUCCACUAUCUCUAGGAAUCGAAACAGCUGGCGGUGUGAUGACCAAGCUUGUUGAACGCAACAGCCGAAUUCCAUGCAAGCAAACUCAGAUAUUCUCGACUUAUGCGGACAACCAGCCGGGAGUAUCGAUCCAGGUAUUCGAAGGAGAACGAGUUAUGACCAAGGACAACAAUCGACUUGGCCAAUUCGACCUGUCAGGCAUUCCACCAGCUCCGAGAGGCGUUCCUCAGAUUGAGGUCACAUUCGAUCUGGACGCAAACGGUAUUCUAAAUGUAUCGGCCAAGGAGAAGAGUACCGGAAAGGAGAAGAACAUCACAAUCAAGAACGACAAGGGUCGAUUGAGUCAGGCGGACAUCGAUCGAAUGUUGGCCGAGGCGGAGAGAUUCCACGAGGAAGACGAGAAGCAGAAGGAACGUGUUUCGGCCAGAAAUCAAUUGGAGAGUUACUGCUUCCAGUUGAAACAGUCGCUGGAAUCGGCCGGUGACAAGUUGAGCGAGUCGGACAAGAACACAGUGAAGGACAAGUGUGACGAGAUCCUUCGAUGGUUGGAUGGAAAUACGAUGGCCGAGAAGGACGAAUUCGACCACAAAAUGCAGGAACUGAGUCGAGUGUGCAGUCCAAUUAUGACUCGGUUGCAUCAGGGAGCAGGAUCAUCGGCAGGAGCCUCGAGCUGUGGCCAACAGGCGGGAGGCUUCGGAGGCCGAACGGGACCCACCGUUGAGGAGGUCGACUGAAUAGAUUAAUUUCUUAGUUUGAAUGAAGA
Molecule: messenger RNA, 1007 nt
Organism: Ochlerotatus camptorhynchus
Lineage: Eukaryota; Metazoa; Arthropoda; Insecta; Diptera; Culicidae
Product: heat shock protein 70 B2-like
Exons: 1
Coding region: 31-978 (315 amino acids)
Cellular component (GO): nucleus; cytosol; cytoplasm
Molecular function (GO): ATP binding; ATP-dependent protein folding chaperone
Source: RefSeq, a predicted model, not a curated record